GGCAAUGGCCAGGUCGAUGCUUGCGCGGCAGCUCAGGCCCCGCGCCCCCCGCCCGCAUCUGCGGCUGCGCGGCCGGCCCGGGAGGGGGCGCGGCGGGCAGCUGGGAGCGGGGCGGCCAGAGGCAUGUCUCGCUACACCAGACCCCCCAACACCUCCCUGUUCGUCAGGAACGUCGCUGACGCCACCAGGCCUGAGGAUUUACGCCGAGAAUUUGGUCGAUACGGCCCCAUAGUAGAUGUUUACAUUCCACUUGACUUCUACACUCGCCGCCCCAGAGGAUUCGCUUAUGUUCAGUUUGAAGAUGUUCGAGAUGCUGAAGAUGCACUUUAUAACCUCAAUAGGAAGUGGGUAUGUGGCCGGCAAAUUGAAAUACAGUUUGCACAAGGUGAUCGAAAAACACCAGGCCAGAUGAAGUCAAAAGAGCGGCACCUGCGCUCCCCAAGUGACCACAGGAGAUCCAGAAGCCCCAGCCAGAGGAGAUCUCGAAGUCGAAGUUCAUCAUGGGGAAGAGACAGGAGGCGGUCAGACAGCCUGAAAGAGUCUCGACACAGGAGAUCUUACAGUCAGUCCAAGUCUCGCUCCAAAUCACUACCAAGGCAGUCUACCUCAGCAAGGCAGUCAAGAACACCAAGAAGGAAUUCUGGAUCUAGGGGACGGUCAAGAUCCAAGUCCUUACCAAAAAGGCCCAAGACAAUGGAAAAAUCACAUUCACGCUCACCUCAAAAGCAGAUUGGCUCAGGAGCAAAAUCAAGAUCACAUGGACGACACUGUGACACAAUAGCAAGAUCCCCAUGCAAGUCUCCCAGAGGGUACACCAGCUCCGGAACCAAGACACAGACAGCAAAGCAUUCUCAUUUUCGGUCACAUUCCAGAUCUCGGAGCUAUCAUCAUAAAAACAGUUGGUGAACAGCAACUUCCAGAGGAGCCACAGCUCUGCUCCAAGUUACUAGACCUCGUUGUGAUUAAAGUUCUUCAAGGCUUAUAGACAUGUGACUGGUGUUAGUUGCUUCAGGCAUGUGGAAGGAAUAAAAUUGCCCUAACUUUGAUUAAUAAACAAUUGAUCUUGAUUUAAGGGCUUAUCCACAAAUGAUUGUGUGUACAGUGUCUCCCUUGUAUAGGCUGUAUUUUCUUCACAUUGUAGCAAGGGGUUACUUCCCAAAGGAAACAGGAAAAAUGGAACCAAUACAGAAAUUCUACUUAGAUGUUAAAUGUUAUCAAUAAUACCUUUACAAAAAUAUUUUUUACUUUAAAGCAUUUUUCACAUAAAAAGUAACUGUGACUAUAUGUAAGUGCAUAGGCCAGACUUAAACUGUUUGACAUUUAUGUCUUUCUUGUGACUUCUCUUGAAGUUUGGCCAAUUCUUGGUGGAUAUUAGUUCAAAUUACAGCAAUCCAAAAUCUCAAAAGAUAAAAUUUAUAUAGAGAUUCUGUAACUGUUCAAAAGACAACUCAAAGAACAUUUCAUUGUUUUUUUUU
Molecule: messenger RNA, 1475 nt
Organism: Phodopus roborovskii (desert hamster)
Lineage: Eukaryota; Metazoa; Chordata; Mammalia; Rodentia; Cricetidae
Gene: Srsf12
Product: serine and arginine rich splicing factor 12
Exons: 5
Coding region: 124-906 (260 amino acids)
Molecular function (GO): RNA binding
Source: RefSeq, a predicted model, not a curated record